Molecule: messenger RNA, 4628 nt
Organism: Chionomys nivalis (European snow vole)
Lineage: Eukaryota; Metazoa; Chordata; Mammalia; Rodentia; Cricetidae
Gene: Strbp
Product: spermatid perinuclear RNA binding protein
Exons: 18
Coding region: 327-2342 (671 amino acids)
Cellular component (GO): precatalytic spliceosome
Molecular function (GO): single-stranded RNA binding; double-stranded RNA binding
Source: RefSeq, a predicted model, not a curated record
CGCUGCCGCCGAAGUCGAUCUCGGAUCCGCGAGCGCCACCAGGGCAGCAGCCGCCGCAGCCGCCGCCGCUGAGCUGAGGAGCCGGAGACGCGGGCGGACGAGGUGGCGGCGGCGGCGGAGCAGGAGAGGGGAACGGACGCGGGCGGAGCGCGGCGGCGCGGGUGUAAUCCAGAGAACAGUUUUCAAACAUCUUUGCUUACUUUUGACACUGAGCAGUUGGGAUUUAGGCAUAUGAGGAGGUACUGUCACACAAAACAGUGUCUAGUGAAGACGACAAGAAAGAGAGAAAAGGAUCGGAAAAAGAAGCUAAAAUUCCAUAGGAAACCAUGAGAUCUAUUAGAUCUUUUGCCAAUGACGAUCGCCAUGUUAUGGUGAAACAUUCAGCAAUCUAUCCAUCUCCGGAGGAGCUUGAAGCUGUUCAGAAUAUGGUGUCUACUGUUGAAUGUGCUCUUAAACAUGUCUCAGACUGGCUGGACGAGAAUAAAGGCACAAAAACUGAUGGGGAGACAGAAGUAAAGAAAGAUGAGGCUGUGGAAAACUAUUCCAAGGAUCAAGGUGGCCGGACAUUGUGUGGUGUAAUGAGGAUUGGCUUGGUUGCAAAAGGCUUGCUGAUUAAAGAUGAUAUGGACCUCGAGCUAGUUUUAAUGUGCAAAGACAAACCCACGGAAACCCUGCUAAAUACAGUCAAAGAUAACCUUCCUGUUCAAAUUCAGAAACUGACAGAAGAGAAAUACCAAGUGGAACAAUGUAUAAGUGAAGCUUCCAUUAUAAUUCGGAACACAAAAGAGCCCACACUGACUUUGAAGGUGAUACUUACUUCUCCUCUAAUUAGGGACGAAUUGGAGAAGAAAGAUGGAGAAAAUGUUAUGAUGAAAGACCCUCCGGACUUACUGGACAGGCAGAAAUGCCUGAAUGCCUUGGCUUCUCUGCGACAUGCCAAAUGGUUUCAGGCAAGGGCAAAUGGAUUAAAAUCAUGUGUAAUUGUCCUCCGCAUUCUGCGUGAUUUGUGCAACAGAGUACCCACAUGGGCGCCGUUGAAAGGAUGGCCACUAGAGCUUAUAUGUGAAAAGUCUAUAGGUACUUGUAAUAGACCUUUGGGCGCUGGGGAGGCCUUGAGACGAGUAAUGGAGUGUUUGGCAUCUGGAAUACUACUUCCUGGGGGUCCUGGCCUUCAUGAUCCUUGUGAGCGAGACCCAACAGAUGCUCUGAGCUAUAUGACCACUCAGCAAAAAGAAGAAAUCACUCAUAGUGCACAGCAUGCACUUAGACUAUCAGCCUUUGGCCAGAUUUAUAAAGUGUUGGAAAUGGACCCCCUUCCAUCCAGUAAACCUUUUCAGAAGUAUUCCUGGUCAGUUAGUGAUAAAGAAGGUGUUGGAUCUUCAGCUCUAAAGAGGCCAUUUGAAGAUGGAUUAGGGGAUGAUAAAGAUCCCAAUAAGAAGAUGAAACGAAACUUAAGGAAAAUUCUGGACAGUAAAGCAAUAGACCUUAUGAAUGCACUAAUGAGAUUAAAUCAGAUCAGGCCUGGGCUUCAAUAUAAGCUUUUGUCACAAUCUGGCCCGGUCCAUGCCCCAGUCUUCACAAUGUCUGUAGAUGUGGAUGGUACAACAUAUGAAGCCUCAGGACCAUCUAAGAAAACAGCAAAACUUCAUGUAGCAGUGAAGGUUUUACAGGCAAUGGGAUACCCAACAGGUUUUGAUGCAGAUAUUGAAUGUAUGAGCUCCGAUGAAAAAUCAGAUAAUGAAAGCAAAAAUGAAACAGUAUCUUCAAAUUCAAGCAAUAAUACUGGAAAUUCUACAACUGAGACCUCCAGUACCUUAGAGGUAAGAACUCAGGGUCCUAUUCUCACAGCAAGUGGCAAAAACCCUGUAAUGGAACUCAAUGAAAAGAGGAGAGGUCUCAAGUAUGAGCUCAUCUCGGAGACUGGUGGAAGCCAUGACAAGCGCUUUGUAAUGGAGGUAGAAGUAGAUGGCCAGAAAUUUAGAGGUGCAGGUCCAAACAAGAAAGUGGCCAAGGCAAGUGCAGCACUAGCUGCUCUGGAGAAGCUGUUUUCUGGACCCAAUGCAGCAAAUAAUAAGAAAAAGAAGAUCAUUCCUCAGGCAAAGGGUGUUGUGAAUACGGCAGUAUCUGCAGCAGUGCAGGCAGUUCGGGGCAGAGGAAGAGGAACUCUGACAAGGGGAGCAUUCGUGGGGGCUACAGCAGCUCCUGGCUAUAUAGCUCCAGGUUAUGGAACACCAUAUGGUUACAGCACAGCUGCUCCUGCAUAUGGUUUGCCCAAGAGAAUGGUUCUGUUACCCGUUAUGAAAUUCCCAACAUAUCCUGUUCCCCACUACUCAUUCUUUUAGCAAAUGACAGAAGCUCAUUCCUAUUGAACAACAGUACAGUACAAUGCAGAAUGUUAGAGAAAAAGCCUUUUUAUCCUGCUUUCUUUGAACACAUACUUGAUCAAAUCAUUUGUAAAGAACAUCUUUCCUACUUUUUGAUUUUAACAAAUGCAAAUUUAGUUCUCUAAAACUUGAAAACAAAAAGAAACCAGUUCUGUGAAACGGUACCUCAUUCCUGGAAAUAAUUUAUACCAGCCCCUUCGUUGUAGGGAAGUCUAGCAGCUCAAAGUUGACGUUCUCAGAGUAUCAGAUUAUGUAAAGUUAAAUUUGUGAAGGAUGUAUAGAGUCUCAACACUGAUCACAAAUAAACUGCUUUGUUGUAACACAAGAGUACUGCCUGGUUCCUGAUGCAGUCACUGAUUCAUAGCUGACUAAUGUGCUUGCCCCAGGGCACUUUAAUUUGGGCUGUAGUUAAUUUUUUUUCAAAUACAGUAGAAACUUUUCAUUUAAAACUUAACUUUGUAAAUAAUGAAGUGUGUAAUUAAAACCAAUAAAAUAUGGGUUUGAAUAUUGUUUUAGCUUAUUAUUUUUGAUAUGUUUUGGUAUAAAAUUUCAAGGAAUUGCAAACUAAUAAUAACCCUAGAAACCCAUUCAUUAUUUGUAAGCAAGCUGCUAAAACACAGCCAAGAUGAUUGUUAGUCCUACUCAGUCUACUCUACUCUGUAAGCUCUUGUACUCCAGUGUACAGAGCAUCCCCAUGAUAAGGUCACAUUCUGUUGUCUCAGCACUGCUUUAUUCAAAUGAUGGCACUACUCAAAGAUGGGGAAGGAAGAUUGUGAAUAUUUUAGUUUACGAAUUUCCAAGUUAAAAGAAUAAAUUAAUCAAUCACCCUCUUUUGUUCUUGUGGCCUUCUUCACUCUGUAAGACUCUUCACUCCUUGGCUUUUUCAUGAAGAUAGACAAUUAGCAGUUUUUCUGGGAUUCCUUGAAGGGUCUCCUUUCCUCUUCAAUGAUAUCAGAAUCUAAAGCAGCAACAGGAUCCCCAUAAAAACUCGCUCUCCGAUUGUCCCAGUUCUUGUUGAGUGCUGCUGUGAAAAGUGACAGGUUUCAGCCAUGGGUCAGCAUUUACUUUUAAGACACCUGGUUACACUGGUGGAAACUGAGUCAGUAACAUUGUGCUGUUCUGUGAAGGGUGCAGACCCAAGUCUUCACUUGCAUUCUCACCUUGUUUGGAAAGCUGAUGAUGUUACUAGAAGGUAAUGGUUUCAUUAAGGUAUUCACCCCCAUUCAAAUGACAGUGUCGUCCUCUGCAGACAUUUACAACCCACUGUGGCUUAAAGAUGACUCAGUAGGAAAUAACUACUUUUCUGCUAAAUUCCUUUUCAAAACCAAGAGGUGCCUAUUAUUUUAAGUGGUCUUUACUAACUUUGGAAGCAAGGGCGAGAUGAGCAGGAAGGCACAAGUGCGGCACCACUGCUCAGACGUGUACUGCACAGUCAUCUGUUCCUUCCUUGACCCUUUGUUUCUGCUAGUGGUGGGUGAUACUUUAAUAAAACCUUGUCACUUGGCUGGAAAUAGCUUUAACUUGUCAUUCUCAUCAUGUGUGUUAGUGGCAAGAUGUAAUCGAGCAGGGCCCCUUUCAGCUGGGAGUUUUCAUGUUCAUUGAUUUGUUUUGCUGACCUAUGGAUGAAACAGAGCCAUCACUGAGAAGAAGAAGCAUGGCUGCUAAUGUCCAGUUCUUAUUAAUUAAAUAUUUACAGUGGUCCUCUGUUUUUUGAAACACUAUUAAUUGGCAGUUGCAGUUGUAUUAUUUGAAAUUGAUCAUCAAAUUUGGACUCUAGGCUGGAAUCUCCCUGGAGAUUUCUCUUAAGAAAAUAUUUUUGCAGUCUCUGACUCUGCUUCAUAACUCACCCUCCUCUCUGAUGGGAGAGGGAGCUGUGCUGUUCUCCAACAUGAUGGCCGUCAUUUCAAAUGGUUUCUACCAAGUCUUCCCCCUUCUUAAUUUGUUGUUUGUUGGAAGUUACUAACCAUGUUGUAAACCUGCCAAGUUGCUGCAAACUUUUACAUUUCUCUGCUUUACUUAAAACAAUGGAGCUGUCAACCUUAUGUUAGAAGUGGUAACCAUGCAAGUUCAACUGUUUAAAUCUGUAAUGAAUUAAGUGUCCUCCCACCUUUUGCUCUUCCCACCCUUCAUUUUGUAAUGAAAAUUCCACUUACAGCUGAAAGAGCAGAGAAAUAUAAAUGAAGCUCUUAGCUUCGUCCAGUUGUGUGAGAUUAACAUAAAGCUCUGCUUCUCUGCUCUUUUCUC